CGGCUGGGGGUGUCGGCAAGGCCUGGCCCGGCCCCCGAUGGCGCAGCGUAGUCGAUCGCCGGGCCGCCUGUGGCGGGGGCGGGCCCUGCGUUGCCGUCAGUUUGCGAGACAGCCGCGGCAAGGCUAACAACCGGGAGUGAUAAUCGCCAUAGUGACCGCUGACAGGUCGUGUCAGCUCAGACCCUGGGGACAAGGUGCAGACGGUAAAACCAGGCCGGAGCGCGCAGUUAACAUCUUCAUGUUGAAUCAGCUAAAAUGAAACUGCGUGUGCGUAUUCAAAGACAGAGAGGCUGGGUGGAGCUGGAAGAGAAGGAACCUACUCUCGGUGACCUGCGCAGUAAGAUUGCCGAUUCCUUUCUGCCAUCGCUAGGCUACAAUAGUGGUACAGAGUUUAAAAUCAGUUUAAAUGGGAAAGAUGUUCUGACUGAUGACCAGCAAACUAUGAAGUCUAUUGGAAUAGUCACUGGAGAUUUGAUCUGCUUGAUAGUACCAGAUUCCUCGACUGCCUCAGCCUCUGCCUCUGCAACAGACUUGAAUGUUAGGGAGCAACCAUCAUGCUCCCAUACUGCUCGGAAUCAGACCCUUGAGAAUAGUGUGGGUGGACUUCAGACCAGUCAUAAGGAUGACUCUCCCACAGUUCAACAGUCUGGAGCAAACUUCCUGAUUUCAUCAUCGGAUGACAUGUCUGUGACAGUUGAAGAAACAAAAUAUCCACGUGAGCCAAUGUUGUGCAGUGAAGCAACUGAUGGGCAGGUGCCACAUUCGUUAGAAACACUUUAUCACUCAGCUCAGUGUACUGACCCAAAAGACGCUCUGAUUGUGGUGCUUCACCUCCUCAUGCUGGAGGCAGGGUACAUUCCACAGGAUUCCAGUCUGAAGGUUGGCCAAAUGCCUGAAAAAUGGAAGAACGGAGGUCUUUAUAGAUUACAAUACAAUCAUUCCUUGUGUGAAGAUGGGUCUGCUACACUCAGCUGCAUCCCAAUGGGAAAUCUGGUUGUAGUCAAUGCUACAUUGAAGAUCAACGAGAAUAUCAAAAGUGUAAAGAAAGUGCAGUUAUCUCCCGUGUCCUAUGUUCGUUCAAAUAGACUAGGUGAGAAUGCUGCACAAGUGUAUAAAGAUCUACAGAAACUGUCCUGCAUGUUCAAAGAUCAGCUAGUGUAUCCUCUGUUUGCCAGUGCCAGACAAGCUUUGAAUCUUCCUGAUGUGUUUGGUCUUGUGGUUCUCCCUCUGGAACUCAAAUUACGAAUUUUCCGUCUGUUGGAUGUAUUCUCCAUCAUCUCUCUCUCAGCGGUUUGCCGGGAUCUUCAUACAGCUACCAAUGACCAAUUGCUUUGGAGAUUUCUGUACCUGAGGGACUUCAGAGAGUCAAGAACCAGCAGCCAUGAUUGGAAGAAACUCUACAAGGAAAAAUAUGCAAUGAGGAGAAAAACACUGCAAAGAUUUCCCUUGUAUUUGCCACCGGCUUUGCCCUUAUUUCCUGGUCAGCCCAGUCCCUUCAAUCCCUUUCAGUUUGAACCUCGCCAGUUUUAUCCACCUGGGAUCAUUGGAGGAGAAUACGAUGAGCAUCCUCAGCUGCCUUACAGAGGAGACCCUGUUAAUCGCUUUUUACCUGGAUCGGGAGCGAGAUCAGGACCAAUGCCAGGAACGUUGCCACCAUUCAGACCACAUUUUGACCCAUCAGAUUCUGUGCCAGGUCAGUUACCUGCAGUGCCUGGAUUUCAUGCCAGCAGAUUUCCAGGAAGAGCUUCUGGAGGCAGAUCAGCAAACAUAAGACGUGGAAUCAUUUAAGAACACUUCAUGGAAGCUUUUGGACUUUUCUUGUACGUGCUUAAAGGAUGGUUAGUUUCUGCAUCUUUAGCUUUUGUCAGUUUUUUUUUUCAAAAGAAUUGUAAAUAAUUAUGGUUGCACUUAGAUGGGUUGCUGAACUUGCACACAGUGUAUUUUCAUUUGCCGAUCCAAGCCUGAUGGGUGAAAUAAAGACUACAGAAAGUAUGGAAAAGAAACCUAAA
Pristis pectinata (smalltooth sawfish) is the source of this 2009-nucleotide messenger RNA. It is a transcript of the gene fbxo7, whose product is annotated as F-box protein 7. The transcript is spliced from 9 exons. Gene Ontology annotation, molecular function: protein kinase binding. Bases 256 to 1788 code for a protein of 510 amino acids. Gene Ontology annotation, biological process: positive regulation of autophagy of mitochondrion; autophagy of mitochondrion. The record is from RefSeq and is a predicted model, not a curated record. NCBI's taxonomy places the organism in Eukaryota, Metazoa, Chordata, Chondrichthyes, Rhinopristiformes, Pristidae.